GUGCGGCUUUAAUUCCCCAGGGUAUGUUUACUUUGGUGGGAAUAAAGAAAACUUCCUUUGAAGUAAGGACACUGUGACUCAUACCAAACCAGACAUUUGUGGGGAGGUUUUGACACAAGGAACAUCUUGUCUGAGCUUGUGUGGGUCAAAUGAAGAGAGGUGAUCACUUUUUGGAGAGAAUUGAUCCCUUGAGUUUGAAAGACAAGAGUUGUGAAAGAAAGUUUGUUCAGUCUUACACACGAGUGACCAACAUGGCAGAAGUUAGUGUGGAGAACAGUGCAGUAGUGUUACCCAAGGUGGAGCUAGACUCCUCUUUAACUGGAGAUGACAUCCUAGCCUUGGCCACAGCCUGCUAUGAAAGAGAAGGCUCAUGCGAAACAUCGGAGAGCAUGUCUACUGUUCCAAGUCCUAGUUUAGGUACCCAGUACUCUGCCAACUUCUCUGUCAUGGACCUCAAGAACAUCUGGGGAGGGGGAGGAGAACAGACCUCCACUGCUGGCCCCAUGUUCUUUGGACUUGUUCCUGGUGCAUCCUGCUCUAAUGAUCUACCAUCUGAGAAUCAAGCUGAAAGUGCCAAUGUUGCUGGAGAGUGGCCCUCUUCCAUCCCUCAGAGCAUCUCCCCCAUUCCCCAUCAGGGGACUGUGGUCAAUACCUCACCCCCCUCUACCAGUCCCCAGGGUCCCGUCCCCACCCGCACGGGUUCCAAACAGCAGGAUUCCCCCACGGGGAUCGUCCAACAGACAAACUACAGCUUCAACAUCGCAACAUCCAACCUCAACAUCACCAACAUGCAGUCACAGCAGGUCUCUUCCUGUAGCAAGCUCUCCCCCAAUGCAUCUGCCUUCAACACUGCAGUAGCGCCACCUAGCUACAGUAUGGCUAAGUGCGGCAGCCAGCCUCCUAUGGUUAAGAGCCAGAGUGGAGGGGGAUGGCAACAGCAGAAGCAACACGGCCCACCUCCCUACUCCAGGUCCCGUCCUACCAUGGUCAGCCACCAGGGGGCGCAGUACCAGCUUGAACCGAACGUUCGCAACUUCCCAGGCAAUGGCGGCGGCCAUCAGCAGUUCAACGUGAACCUGAGCGGCUAUGGACGAUCUCAGAAUCCACAGCAGCCGUCCGGACGCCAAAACACCUCACCUUACCUCCACCCGAAUGGCGACGGCGGAAUGUACUCCAAGACGAUUCGUCCGCCAAAACGGGUGUCUCCGAACAGUCGUCCCUACUACCCCCUUCAGCCCCAGUACAACAACAAUAACAUGGGUCAGCAGAGUACCAUUCACUACGGCAACAACGCCCCGCCCAGCCACUCCAACUACCCUCCCAAUGUCUUCCCCUUCUCCCAGGGGUUUCACAAUGGCUCUGGUCCCCCCAACAGUUUUCCCUCGACAUCACAGCCCCCCUUCAAGAGGCUGAGGGGUGGGGAGGUGCCCUACCUGCGAGUGAACACCAACACCCCUAACUCCAGUCCCUCCAGUAACCCGAACACCCCACCGUACAGAUCUGCCCCGGGCUCAAACACGGUCUCACCGGUCAUGGCGACUAAGGAAGCCCCUGCUCCCGCGUGCAUGUCGCUCAAGAUCGUGGAAAAGAUCGUCGUCGAGGGAUCGUACGCGUUCAAGUCUCACGCCAUCUUCCCCUUGCUGCGAGACAUUUUCAUAACGUGGAGGGACUGCGACAAGAUGGUGGUGCCGACGGCGUUACUUUCCGCGUUGCCGCAAGACUUUGACACGCUUCUGCAGAACUACCUGAAGACCAACCCUCCCCCCGCUGUGACUGUGACCGACGCUGCCGACCUAACUCCUGCGGUGGAAAGGGUCAUCCACGAUGCAGCUAGGUGUGCCCACCAAGCAUUGCUCCAGAAGCUGACCAGACGCCCCCCCUCUGCGGCUGUCAGCCCCAUGACCCAGCAAGCCGCCCCCCUCCCCACCACCAGGGGUCACCAGGGACCACCUGCCAGACAGGAGGAGGUGUACACCGCCAUCCAGGAGUUCUGUGACAGGUUUGAGAAGGCUACCAAGGAACAGCAGUUAAGUCCAGUGACCUCAGGAAUACAGGAGAUGACGCCAUCACCAAUCACUCUGGUCAACAGCCCAGCUGAGAUCGGAGACAACAUAGGUGUUCCUGAGACAGAAAGCUGCACCAAUGGGGGAGGGGGUCAGUAAGAAUGAUGAUGACAACAAAUGCUUUUGGCCAAGUUCACAACAACAAAUGAAUGACUUAUAAAGGGACAAUAUCUACAUUUUAGAAGGCUUCAUCAUAUUUUACCCCAGCCUUGUCUUCCUAUACUUGAUUGUGUCUAGAUGCAGACUAUCAGGUAUUAGGGUUACUGCUAGCUGACUCUUAAAAUGAAAAGUAUGCAGUGUUUUUAAACAGCAAAAAAUAGUGGUAUUAAGUUAUGCUAAAUAUCAUGUUGCAUAGAUAUAUUAACUUAUAUAAAUAUGUGCCCAGUAGUAAAGGAUAAGUCGAGCAGAGAAGAUUUCUAUCUGGUGAUAUUAUGAAUAUGUUGUUGAUGAAAUUAUAGUCAUUUAAAAGUCAAAAUCUUAGAGAAUUGUAGGGCUUUGUAGCUAUUAAUGUGAUAUAAAUGUAAAUCAAAUGAAGUAUUUUUGCAUUCAAAUGGAUGAAAAUUUAUAAAAUGUCUAUGUGAAUAACAAUAUGAUGCAAUUAAAAAGAUCGUGAGAGAAUUAUGUAAUUUAGGGAUAAAGGUAUUGAAAUUUAUAUAUAUUUAGAUACUUCCAAUCAGUGUUAGGGACUUAUAUGAUUAUUGAUAGAGUUUAUGUUGCUUUUUUGUUUGUUGCAAAUGUGAUUGAUUGCCAUUGUUAUUGUCAUUUCCUGUGUCUCCAGUAUUUAUGUGAUGAUAUGUAAUAAAGUUUGAGACAAACCCAUUAAAAAUUUCAAAAUACA
Messenger RNA from Branchiostoma floridae (Florida lancelet), 2901 nucleotides. RefSeq lists its product as uncharacterized. The record is from RefSeq and is a predicted model, not a curated record. Lineage: Eukaryota; Metazoa; Chordata; Leptocardii; Amphioxiformes; Branchiostomatidae. The transcript is spliced from 8 exons. Bases 150 to 2162 code for a protein of 670 amino acids.